UGGAGCUUGCGCGCUGCCGCGUCCCCUCCCUGUGUCCCGGACGUCUAGGACAUGCUGCCUGAUUGCCUGUCCGCGGAGGACGAGCAGCGCUGUCGGCAGCUGCUAGCACGAACCACUGCCCGGCUGCGCUCGCGGCCCGCAGCAGCCGCGGUGCUCGUGCCGCUGUGCCUGGUGCGCGGGGUCCCGGCGCUGCUCUACACUCUGCGCUCCAGUCGCCUGGUUGGGAGGCACAAAGGGGAAGUCAGUUUCCCAGGCGGUAAGUGUGAUCCCGACGACCAAGAUAUAAUACAUACGGCUCUUCGGGAGACUCAGGAGGAGCUGGGCCUAGAGGUGUCCAAGGAGCACGUGUGGGGUGUCCUGCAGCCAGUGUAUGACCGGGGAAAGGCAACCAUAGUCCCGGUGCUUGCCAACGUGGGCCCACUGGAUCUGCAGAGCCUUAGGCCCAACCCUGAGGAGGUGGAUGAAGUAUUUGAGCUGCCUCUGGCCCACUUGCUACAGACACAGAACCAGGGGUAUACCCACUUCUGCCAGGGUGGCCAAUUCCGCUACACAUUGCCUGUCUUCUUGCAUGGUCCACACCGCGUCUGGGGCCUCACAGCUGUCAUCACUGGGUUCACCCUGGAGCUGCUGGCCCCUGGCAUCUACCAGCCCUCCCUUGCUGUCCCCGAGCUGCCUAGGGGUUGAGACCUGCCUGGCCUUUAAGUGCCUCUGCCUUCAUUUGGCCAGGCUACUCCAGAACUGAUUAAAAAAGGUAUUUGACAACU
Messenger RNA from Mastomys coucha (southern multimammate mouse), 764 nucleotides. RefSeq names its product nudix hydrolase 8 (gene Nudt8). Lineage: Eukaryota; Metazoa; Chordata; Mammalia; Rodentia; Muridae. The record is from RefSeq and is a predicted model, not a curated record. The coding region runs from base 52 to 684 and encodes 210 amino acids. The transcript is spliced from 4 exons. Gene Ontology annotation, molecular function: coenzyme A diphosphatase activity.